AUGAGUACUAACACUAGUAAUAGAAGGGUUGCACCCGAAGCUGCCGGAGCAUGGCCUAUUAUAGGUCAUCUUCAUCUUUUAGGUGGUGGUUCCAUCCCUCACAUUACCUUGGGAGCCAUGGCUGAUAAGUAUGGCCCAGCAUUCACCGUUCGAUUAGGUGUCCAUCGUGUAUUGGUGGUGAGUAGUUGUGAGGUAGCAAAGGAGUGUUUCACCACAUUUGAUAGUGCUCUUUCCACCAGACCAAAAGCCAUUGCCAUAAAGCUUAUGUGCUAUAACUAUGCCUUGUUUGGAUUCAGCCAUUAUGGACCAUAUUGGCGUGAAUUGCGUAAGAUAGCUAUACAAGAGCUUCUCUCAAAUCGUCGUCUAGAGAUGUUGAAGCAUGUCCGAUCCUCAGAGAUUGAAAUCUCCAUAAAAGAAUUAUAUCAAAAGUGGAUGGCAGAUGAGGAUAAAGACCCACACCCUAUAAAUAGUGAAAUCAAUGUUAGCGCCUUGAUGGAUAUGAAGAAAUGGUUUGGGGACUUGAUGCUUUAUAUUAUUCUUCGGACUGUAGUUGGGAAGAGAUAUUCUGGGGUUGAUACUUCCUAUGAUAUGGAGGAAAAAGUGAAGUGUCAAGAAGCCAUGAGAGAGAUCUUUCAUUUGAUGGGUUUAUCUGUGAUUUCUGAUGCAAUCCCCUUUCUUGAGGGGUUAGACUUGCAGGGUUACGAAAGAGCAAUGAAGAGGAUGGCCAAGAAUAUAGACUCUAUACUUGAAGGAUGGCUGGAGGAGCAUCGACAAAAGAGAUUGUCUUUUGCAAGCAGGGACGACAAGGCCAAGGGAGGUGAACAAGACUUCAUGGAUGUGAUGAUAUCUAUAAUGGAAGACUCAAAGCUUGAUGAUUAUGAUGAGCAUACGGUCAUCAAGUCCACUUGUUUGAGUGAUGGAGCUAAUCCAAUCAAUGUAUAUUUUGUUGAAUGCACUGAUAACCAUACUUUCAGGGAGAAUAACAGCUUGGUUGACUCCCUCGCCUGGAACGCAUUGUCUCUUGCAUAUAUUGAUGGUCCUACUGAAAUUGAACUUAGCAAUCCAAAACUCAAGUACUUGCGUAUCUCUGGAAAAAUCAUUCUUGUAUCCCUCAAAGAUUUAAAACUUUUAGUUUAUGCAAAUUUUAAUGCAACAACUGAGGCUCAUCUUGACCAACGGAAAACUUCCAAUUUUAGCAAUAUUCUUGGCUCUCUACUUGGUAUUCAAGAGCUUCACUUUGGAGGCUUUUAUAUACAGCCCAUGCAUGAUUGGGAAUCUGCGAGUUUUCCAUCCGCGCUUCUCUUAAAAGGAAAGAAUCGAUUGAAGAGCACAUACAACAAACUCCGUGUUGUAGAUAUUUCAGAUGCCCUUGGCACGGAAAUUGAAUUGUUUCUCCUUGAAUUUAUCCUGGCCAAUUCUCCAGUGCUUGAGACAAUGCAAAUCAGUACUGCAACAAAGGACCCUAACAAAUUAUUUACUUUGUCACAAGAGUUGCUACAAUUCAAAAGAGCUUCACCACAAGCCAAAGUUUUGUCCUUGAAAGGUGUCUGA
Molecule: messenger RNA, 1551 nt
Organism: Telopea speciosissima
Lineage: Eukaryota; Viridiplantae; Streptophyta; Magnoliopsida; Proteales; Proteaceae
Product: demethylepipodophyllotoxin synthase-like
Exons: 4
Coding region: 1-1551 (516 amino acids)
Biological process (GO): defense response to other organism
Molecular function (GO): monooxygenase activity; iron ion binding; heme binding
Source: RefSeq, a predicted model, not a curated record